AUGAUUGACUGGAGUGCAUACGAGGGUUCACGACGACACCCCUGCAAGGCGCCUCAUCAUCCCCUUUCGCCUUCUGUUCCUCCCUGCACCUCGUCCCCCUGUCUCCCCCCUCACUCCCCUCCCACCUUCCCACUGCCCGCCAGCUCGGCCCUUGUUGCCUCACUGCCCUGGCUGCCACCGCUGCAGCAGCUGGGUUUGAGCAGAGGGCACGUGGGCAAGCGACGAGGGGAUGCAGGGGAGGAUGAUGAGGUGAGCUAUGCGGUGUCCUUGCAGCAGCUGGGUGUGAGCAGAGGGCACGUGGGCAGGCGAUGCGGGGACACGAGUGCAGGGGGCGAGGAGGAUGAGGCCCUCUUCCUCCCCCACGCACUAACGGACGAAGCUCGCCGCCUCUUCAACGCCUUUGCCCACCGCUUCCAAUGUGCCAUCGGUGCUCCCAUGCCUGCAGCCUCUGGUGCUGCUUCUAGUGCUACAGCUGCUGCUGCUGCUGCAACAAGUGGGGUGGUGGCAGCGGCAGCAGGGGCAGCAGGGGCAGCAGGGGCAGGAGGGGAAGCAGUCAUCCCCAUCCCCAUGCCGCACAUGCCCCCGCACUGGCCCGUGCUCUACGUGCUGCUGCAUGCGUGCGACAAGCUCACAUUGUUUGGCCUUACCCGCAACGCCUCCGUGCAUGUGCUGCAGAGCCCCAUGCACGUGCCUUCAGUGCGAUCAGAGCUGCAUCGGCGCCCAUCGCUGCUGGUGCUAGAGUCACUGCUCCAUUCACUGGCACGCACCAACUUGCUCAGCUGCUGCGGGGGCAUCGAAGACCACUUCUGUCGCCUGCCACUGCUGCUGCCUGUGCGUGAUAGAGGUGGGAGAGAGAGUGUUGCCUCUGGGGGUGAUAGGGGUGCGAGCAGUGAGAGGGACAGUGUUGCCUCUGGUGCUAGUGGAACAGGGGAGGUGGCUUCUGGUGCGGGUGGUAAUGGUGCAGGCUUGCUUGGUGGAGAGGGGACUGGGGAAGGAGUUGGGGUGGCAGGUAGAGGCAUGGGAUGGGCUGGACAGGAGAGGCAGGAGAAAGAGGGGACAGGGCAGGGGGGUGAGGAAGCUCGCAGUGGUGCUGGCGAUGGUGAAGUGCAUGGGAACGAAGGGGGCACUGCUCUUAGCAGAAGAUCUGUUAACGAGGAAGACUAUGAUGAGGAUGAGGUGGAUAGCAGAGGCAGGGCAGGGAAGGUGGUAGGGGGGCAGGGUGCUGUGGAGGGGGCAGGGUGGGGGGAUGAGUAUGGGGACGAGGGGGAGGAAUGGGGGGAGGCGGGAGAGGGGGAAGGGGGGGGAGAAGGGACGGGUGGGGGGGAAGAUGAUUACGAGUAUGAUGAUGACUACUAUGGGGCGCCUAUUGAGGAGUUGAUGAGUGACCUGGAGCAUGCCAAUGCGGCACAUGCCCAAGAGGUGCAACAAACAGAUGCGUAA
Messenger RNA from Closterium sp. NIES-65, 1440 nucleotides. The record is from the annotation of a GenBank genome assembly. NCBI's taxonomy places the organism in Eukaryota, Viridiplantae, Streptophyta, Zygnematophyceae, Desmidiales, Closteriaceae.